Messenger RNA from Trypanosoma grayi, 852 nucleotides. RefSeq names its product putative exosome-associated protein 2, putative,3 exoribonuclease. NCBI's taxonomy places the organism in Eukaryota, Euglenozoa, Kinetoplastea, Trypanosomatida, Trypanosomatidae. The record is from RefSeq and is a predicted model, not a curated record. Bases 1 to 852 code for a protein of 283 amino acids. The transcript has a single exon. Gene Ontology annotation, cellular component: nuclear exosome (RNase complex); cytoplasmic exosome (RNase complex). Gene Ontology annotation, biological process: nuclear mRNA surveillance; U5 snRNA 3'-end processing; U1 snRNA 3'-end processing.
AUGUCUCUCCCACCUGCCACCGGCGCCGUGGAACUUGUGUCCUACAAGCAACACGUCGUUCAUCUACUGACUCAAAAGAAGCGGUUGGACGAACGCCCAUUUGACGUUAUUCGCACACCACACAUCCUCCACGACACCAAAGGGGGAGCGAAGGCAGACAGCGUGCUCGCCUCAACGUUGUACACGGAUGAGGCAGGCACUUGCGUGAAUUGCACAGUUAGCGGUGUCUUUGGCCCCCCUCCCUCACAGCACCCCGAGGAGGGCCGACUCACCGUGAAUGUUGCAGCUCCUUUUUUUCCAAGCUACAUCACAGACAAAGUCGAACGGGCGCUGCGGGAAACGGCCUGGUUUGUUCGCUCUACCAUCAUCUCCUGUAUGGAUCUCACCGAACUCUCGGUGUUCAGUGGAGAGGCCUGCUGGGUGCUGCAGGUGGAGCUGGUUGUGCUCAACGCGGAUGGCGGACUGCGUGCUGCUGCGCUGCACGCUGCUGUUGCGGCCCUGCACAACCUGAUGUUGCCCAAGGCACGGCUUCCCAAUGGUGACAUCGUGGAGAGCAAACACCUGCGGUUCCACCGUGUUCCAGUGGCUGCGACUAUUGGUGUGUUUGGUGCCGCCGCCACUGGUGACUUGUGUCUCUUGUUCGACACCAACGCGGCGGAGGAGAGCGUUGUGGAUGGGCUUGUCACGGUAGUACUCGAUGAGUCUGACGGAAUCGUCACCCUUCUACAUCACGGAAGGUUUCCGCUUCUCGCACCCUUUCUAACAGGUAUGAUUGAUGCAUUCGCGUCGCGCAGUGCGGCGCUGCGCUCGGCGAUUCUCAAGACCUCCACGCCCCCCAUCGGGAGUAGUUGA